CCCCCCCCCCCCCCCCCCCCCCUGCCACAGAGCCCCGCAGCAGCCAUGAUCGAACUUACCGCUGUGCGCACCGACGGCUGGCGGCGCCCCAUCGAGGGUGCCGACCCGACGACCAUCGCCACCGUCGCUCCCGGAACCGACCCCGCCCUCAUCGGCGAGGGUAGUGAGGGAUCGGCUCUGGGCAGCGGCUCGCUGGCCUCCCUCCCCAAGCAGGAUCCCACUCUGCCCCCGGGAUACUAUCCGCUGAAGACCCUCGGCGAGCCGGUCAUUCUGACGUCCCACGUCACCAAGAACUAUUCGAUUGUUGGCCGCAGCGAGCCGGUCCGGGCCCUGAUCGACAUUGACCUUUCCCCGGACUCGGAAUUCUACCCCAUUCGCAAGGGCGAGUUCGUCAUGCUGCGUGGCCCUUCCGGUGGCGGCAAGACCAGUCUACUGAAUGUCCUGGGUACCCUUGAUCGGCCUAGUUCUGGCCGAGUCGAGAUCCUCGGCGAUGUGAUCACUUCCGCCUCGCCGGACAACUUCCUGUCCGCCUUGCGCCUGCGGAAGAUCGGCUUUGUUUUCCAAACUUUCAACCUGCUGGCCAACCUCAGCGCCAAGGAGAAUGUGGCCCUGCCGAUGUCGCUCCUGGGAAAGCUGAAUGCCAAGGAGCGCGAUGAGCGUGCCAAGAAGCUCCUGGACAUGGUCGGCCUCCGCGAUCGUGUUGAGCAUCUGCCAAGCGAGCUGUCUGGUGGUGAGCAGCAGCGCGUCGCCAUCGCCCGCGCCCUGGCCAACGACCCGCCGCUCCUGCUGCUGGAUGAGCCGACUGGUGAUCUGGACACGCGGCACACCAUUCGCAUCAUGGACCUGCUGAUGCGGCUGAACCGCGAGCACGGCACCACUCUCCUGAUGGUGACCCAUCACCCGGAUCUGGAGUGCUACGCAGAUCGGGUUCUCUUCGUGCGCGACGGCGAGCUGGUCAUGCAGGCGGUCAACCGGCACCAGCGCUGCCUGGACGAGGUGGCAUAUGGCCGGUAUGUGGCCGAGCGCGAGCGCAAGGCCGGCCAGCCACAGGGCCGCGGCUAAGGGUGGCCAUAUGUUCUGCUGUCACGGUCGCCGCGCCCCGCUGUGUGCUGUCGUACCCUCGAAAGGUGCCUCGCCGGUCGGUGUGAGUGUUGCCUCCCUCCUCGUAGCUAGUUCCAUACGUGUGUACCCGCGCCCCGUCGACCGGCUGGCCGAUCGCCCGUCGGCCAGUGGGGCUUUUUUCUUUUGCCCCCCUUAGCCCUGUGCCCCGCACGGCCCUUUCGCCCUCUCUGUUGUGCGCCGCCUGGCGCCCUCUUCCCUUUGUCGGCUUUUCGUUCUCCCCCCCCCCCUCAAAUAGAAUACGCUUAUCCCAA
Molecule: messenger RNA, 1373 nt
Organism: Fonticula alba
Lineage: Eukaryota; Rotosphaerida; Fonticulaceae
Product: ABC transporter ATP-binding protein
Exons: 7
Coding region: 46-1062 (338 amino acids)
Biological process (GO): transmembrane transport
Cellular component (GO): plasma membrane
Molecular function (GO): transmembrane transporter activity; ATP hydrolysis activity; ATP binding
Source: RefSeq, a predicted model, not a curated record